GAGCGUCAACGACGCGUCUGGUACAUCCCCGCUAAAAACCUUACCGUUGGACGCUUCGGUGUGGAGACAGGUGAGUCAAAUCCCAUAUUAUGAGAAUUAAAAAACAAUCUAAAAGCUAUGAAAGUAUGUUAUAAAGUUGGAAUCAAGUUUUUCUUUGACUGGGAAAGUUCCAGUGGACCGACUGUGCGUAAAAUGUGAACUUUUUUGUUAUAACAUAUAUUUCUUUACUCCGGUUAUGUCUAUGACAUGAGUAAAUGUUUGAAUUACAUUUGUUGUCAGUUUUUGUUAAUUUCUGACAUUGGGUCAAUGCAAAAAACAUUAGACACAAGGUGCAUGUGCAUUUUGGGCAUUGAAUGCUGGUUUACAGAAUCAUAUUCCUUGUAGUGGGCAGCAUAGCUUUGAAGCAGCUUAAGAGGUCUGAUAAGGAGGGCUGGAAUUGUAAUAGUCAGUGAUAUAAAGUAAUUUCCCAUACCUGGAGGCAUGUGCUGUUAUUAUUCGUAGUGCAUGUUAGCCUAUUGGCAAUCAUUCAUCUCAAGUAUUUUUUGUAAAGUAGCUGCUGUACAUUUUGUUGACCAAAAUAUAUAGAUUUUCAAAGUUCAGAUAAAACCAAAGAUCUAUAAGUGUCUAUAUGCAUAUGGGUAGUGUCUGACUUGGUAAUUUACUGUAGCCUAUGUGGUCAGCUUUUAAUGGUUUAAAAUGAGCAGUUUGGUCAAUUACAUUUACUAAUUAUUGUUAUUCCAAGUUUCAUAGUUUUACUGACAUAAAGAACAAUUAUUCACUGAAAACCUUUUUAUAGACGGUUUAUUGUGUUCUGUACACGCAUGAUGUAAUCGAUUCAAUCAAAUCCUGAAACCAGGUUUCUGGCAAAGGUCAAAAGCAGCAUUUGUCUACCUCAAGCAAAAUAUUGUUUACAAUGGGACACAGAAAGAAACUGGACGUCACAGAAUGCUGUUUUGGACAUAUCCUGUAGUUUAAAUCUGGUAACCCGUUUUAAUUGAAUAGGGCCCUGAGCCCAUGUUGACAUCAUCAGUGCUAAAAAAUACCAUCAUAAUAGUAGCCUACAUUUAGUAGCCUACAUAACGACUGGGCUAUUCAAGGUCAGCCCAAAAACCCUCCCUUGAAACACACAGUACAGUAGGUUGCCCUCAGCCCUGCUACACUUUACUGGUUUGGCCAGCUGCCAAGCCAAAUGUAUGAUGUCAUUUUCUUCUAGCAGCAGCAGCCUCAGAACACCUUGGGAGGCCCCUCCUCCUCUACUGUGACUGGCUCUCAUUGUACCAAUGACAUCACCAUUUUAGGCAAUAAAAUACUGAACAAUGUUCUCUUUGGGUUGGGUUUAGUGCCCAUAUCUUUUCAUAAUAUGGUAGAUACAUUAUCUGGUACUUUACAGUACAUUCCUUGUCUCUAACCAGACUAAUUGAUUCAGUUCUGUUCGUUCAUAAUGUGAGCAUUUGUGCCUUCAUGAAGAAUUUGUUCAUGCAAAGUUGAGUCAUAUCAGCCUGACACACCAGCAAUAGCAGCAGGACCCAAUGUUCACAGACAGGGUGCCCAUUGGAACACAUUGUGACAAUGAUGAUGUUAGAUCAGUGGGCUCAGUUACUGGAGGACCUUGUGUUUCCUGUAUGGCCCCCAUCAGUUACUGGAGGGCCUUGUGUUUCCUGUAUGGCCCCCAUCAGUUACUGGAGGGCCUUGUGUUUCCUGUAUGGCCCCCAUCAGUUACUGGAGGGCCUUGUGUUUCCUGUAUGGCCCACAUCAGUUACUGCAGAGCCCAAGAAGACAGCCUCUGAAGCAUCAGUGUCCUCUGUUUAUUCUAGUACAGACAAUCUUCAUUCAUCUUAGUAAAUGGAGCAAGUCUUAGUGCCUCAGAGCAGUAGCCCUCGUCUCUCCAUCCUCACUGUGUGUGUGUGUGUGUGUGUGUGUGUGUGAGUAGGACAGAGGGAGGGAGGGAUAGCGAGGGAGUGUAGAUGAGUAGAGGAUAUGAAACAAUGAUACAGCAUGCUCCCUUCCAGCUGACUGCUGAGAAGAUCCUAAUUAGGCAAUGUAGUAUGUCUGACUGACUGGCUGGCUGGCUGUGAGGGUGGGUGGGUAGCAUUCUCAGAACUGUACCUCUCUGCCUUACCCCUCUCCUCAUCCACACCUCUCUCUGUUAUUGUGAGAGAGAGAGAGAGAGAGAGAGAGAGAGAGAGAGAGAGAGAGAGAGAGAGAGAGAGAGAGAGAGAGAGAGAGAGAGAGAGAGAGAGAGGAGAGAGAGAGAGAGAGAGAGAGAGAGAGAGAGAGGUAGAGAGAGAGAGGUGGAGAGCGAGGUAGAGAAAGAGAGAGGUAGAGAGAGAGGUAGAGAGAGAGGUAGAGAGAGAGAGGUAGAGAAAGAGAGAGCUCAUAACCCACUCCCAGAUCUGCUCUCCCUCUUUCCCAUUAGUUGUGUGUCACUCUUCAAACCCUAUACUGAUGUAAUCAUACUUCUCCGUCCCAUGAAUUUAACCAUAUUAUGCAACUUGGGGCCUCACCACUUUUUAAGUGCGGUCUGCUGGCUUAUAGGGACGGAUGAAGUCAGUGGGAAAUUCACGCCCAUUGAACAAGUGAGUCUGUCUUUCUUUACGUGCUGUUUCCAUUGUCCUACUGAUCCUAUCUUGUCAACUUGACAUAUAUUGGGGACAGAUUUCUUUAUCCCUAUCCUAUGAACCGAGCAGACUGAGCUAUUGGAGCAGUUGACCUUUUCAGAGUUCCAGAGAGCUGUGAGUCAUGCAGAAGCAAUGGGAGCUUGAAGUGUUGGCCUGCCCACCGUGAAGUCUUUAUCAAUGUGUGUGUGUGUGUGUGUGUGUGUGUGUGUGUCUGAAUUCUACAUCAUGGAAGAACAAGUUUGGGGGCUGUUGAAUGUAAAAACACACACAUACAGUAAUCCUCCCACGUACCCCACCCUGCUGCCCUUGACGUACACACACACACACCUCUGUGCGCGAGUACGAGUCAUUCCUGAAUCGAGUGUUGUGGAUAUUAUGUCCCGUCCGGUUGUGAGAUGUGGAUAUGGAUGUGACAAUGUCAGUUGUUGACAAAAUGGCUGUGGCCUUUCAGCCUCGUGUCCGCUCAGAAAUCACACAUAUUUGACCCUGUCAGUCUACACCUCACAACUCUACCCGCACCUCUGUUGUUGCUAGGUAACGUGUGUUGAUAUACAGUAGUGCUGUGGCUCUCACUGUCUCCCUGUGUGUGGUGGUCAGUCAGUAAUACUUUAGUACUCCUCUGACAGAGAUAAGAUGACCCUAUCACUACCCUGUCCACUGACCAGGACCAGGAACAGAUGGUGACUGAGUCACAACAGAACUCAGAGAGACCAGGACCAGGAGCAGAUGGUGACUGAGUCACAACAGAACUCAGAGAGACACACAGAGGGAACCAUCUGAGAAAUGAACCAUUGGAAAGGCCGGCCUUUUGUUUCUGUCUGGGCUAUAACAACUAUCCAUUAACUCAUUUAUGUAUCAUGAUUAGAGACUGGCAUUUGUUGCCAGAGUACUGGUCCUGGAAAAUCUGUUAUUGACAAGUCAAACACCUACACAAACACCAAAUGAAUAAUGCAUGUUGCCAGUGGACCUCAGUGAUAUAUAUGUCUGUCUCACAGGGAACAGUGCUAUGGUGAUCUUAGGUUGUGUCUGUAUGCUAGUCUGCACAGUAGAAGAGGUGGAGGCAUGUUCUAAUGACCUAGUCAGGACCUAUUCCUGCGUUUGGUCAGGAAGUCCACUCCAGGCGUCCUAUUUAAUCCCCCUGGUAACAUGAGCAAUAAGACUCUGUCUGGUUAGAUAUGUGAUGUUUAUGCCUUAUCCAUCACCACCACCACCACUACAGAACUGCUGCCAGGUUUUCAUCCGAACAGCCUCUUUGAUCUCUCCUAGAGAGAGUAGAGACUGAGGCCACACCCCAGAGAGAGAGGAACACUCCAUCAACACACAUUACAUCUAAUUUGUGUUGGAAAUAGCUUUCCAUGCACUAGAUCUCUGGUUAUAUUGAGACUGUAAAGAGUCCCCAUCUCUGUUGGACAGGCAGACACACUGCAACAUGUAGAUUAGAAAUGGUAUUCCAUUUUCCUACAGUAUGAGUCACAUCUGAAUGGCUAUUGGCUAACCAACCACAUCUUGUACAUCUUGUAGUUAGAAAAGCUCUUUGUGGUUCUGGUGAGGUUUGUUGUUGCUGAUGGAGCCAGGGUGAGUGUGUUGUGCUAUUUCUGUCCUGUAUAGGGCAGGACCUAAGGGACUGACAGGUGGGCAGGUGGGCCCACGUUCCUCUGCUACUGUCUACCAGGAGAAUAGACACAAUCUCAACAGCCGAACCCGCAAACGAGCCUGUCACACCGCUGUCAACAUUACACACACGCAUGAGCACAGGGAUAUGCACGGACAAACGCACAUUCACACACACACAAACACACACACACUGAUUUAUAUUGUUGUACAGUACUAAAACAUAGACAGCUUUAAAGCUUUAAUCAACAAAACAACUGCCUGUUCCAGACAGACGGCGAGAUGAAGGGAGAGAUGGAGGGAGAGAGAGGGAGAGAUGGAGGGAGAGAGAGGGAGAGAUGGAGGGAGAGAGAGAAAUUAAGAGAAUAACUGAUGGAGGCCGUACAAGGCAGAAAGGGGAAUUGUGGGGGAUGAGCGUACAGAUGUAGGAUUUUAAUUUGAUCACCCUGUUGCAGGAUAGAUUUCCUGCAAUGCAGGAAAUGUUAAACUUGUAGUGUGUUUGGGGUUUAAAAAGGCUUCUGAAGUUGGACAUUUCUGAGUUGAUUUUCCCUUACGAAAAACAUAUCAACCCCUACAAAACUGUCCAUUCAUUAUAAUCCACAAAAUAAUUCACAUUUCCUGUUGCUGCAGGAUUAUUUUCCUGCUGUAGCAAACUGGCUCAAAUUAAGAUCCUACAUCUGUACUAAACAGAGAAGAGAAGACAGGACUCUUCCUCAGGGGGCUUUAAGUGGUGUGGUGUGGUGUCCAUGGUGCCUGCCUGAUCAUUAAUGUUUCUCUGUGGGUUUAGUUUGAGGGACAGAUGAUAUAAACAGACCGGCAGUGACUGAAUAAACAUCAGUAAUGGGACAAAUCAAAUCUGCAAUUACGACCAGAUGCCUUAAACAAACAGCCACUGCUUUCUAUUCUCUUCUGUUGGAUCUGUUGUCCCCUGUCUGGCCUGUAAUGUUGUUGUUCUCCUGAUUGAUAUGGGUUUUGUCCCAAAUGGCACCCUAUUCCCUAUAUAGUGCACUGCUUUUGACCAUGGUCCAAAGGGCUUUAGUCAAAUGUAGUGCUCUGUGUAGAGGAUAGGAUGUCAUUUAAGUGCGGAGACAUGGAAAACUCAUUAGGGUAACAACAAACAAAGGGAUCUCUUUACUCUGGUCAUUGACUUGAUGAUGAGUCAUGAUUAUACAGUUCUUGACACACUCUAACUGGUGCGCCUGGCACCUACUACUAUACCCCGUUCAAAGGCACUUCAAUCUUUUGUCUUGCCCAUUCACCCUCUGAAUGGCACACACACAAUCCAUGUCUCAAUUGUCUCAAGGCUUAAAAAUCCUUCUUUAACUUGUCUCCUCCCCUUUAUCUACACUGAUUGAAGUGGAUUUAACAGGUGACAUCAAUAAGGGAUCAUAGCUUUCACCUGGAUUCACCUGGUCAGUCUAUGUCAUGGAAAGAGCAGGUGUUCCUAAUGUUUUGUACACUCAGUGUAUGUGAUCAUAUACAAACGUAAGCAAGGUUUGAAAUUAUUAUGUUUUAGUCAAAUGUUAUAUCUGUUUGGGCUUCUUGCGGUCAAUUUGCAGUCUACAAAUUAUUUGUAAUUAUGUUCCGGCCCCACGACCAUCCGCUCAAGAAAAAAUUGGCCCAUGGCUGAAUCUAGUUGAUGAUCCCUGGUCUGUGGCGUAUAGUUCCCUUGUGUUACAAAUGUCAUCUUCGGUACCUUCAAGGAAAUGUUUUUGUUGAGAGCCACUAAGGUCAUAGAGGUAUUCAACACUGAAAAACAAAGUGCUUGAAAAUAACCUUGGCUGGGAGCGCUUUAGAACAUAGUUUUUAGCACACAUCAUUGAGUUAUGUAAAUACAGACACACACAAACACAUACUGUAGACACACACAGGCACACACAUGCAGACGCAACAUGGGCACGCACGCACGCACGCAUAUUUCCUAAAAAGCCUUCCACCAUGUUCUAAGUGUUUAUGGUAAUAUAAAGUGUUACUAAAUAAACAAACCAUAAAUUAAGGUUUGAUUGACACUCAGCCUGUUUGCACAAUGCCUUUCACUGAGUAAUGAUAUCAACAUGCUGGUCGGUUGCAGUGCUUCACUCUCUCAGCCCUUCUUCGGAUGUUUGAUAUGAACCUAUUCAUGUACUAAAACACAUUCUACACACUAACAAACAAAUAUCAUAGGGGCAGUGGCGGUAUACUAUCUGUUGCCUCUGGUGGUCCUCAUUCCAGACCUUAGGAAUCCCUCUUUGCCCCCCUCCCAUACACUCUAUUAUAUUGAUGCAUAUCCUAAAAUGGAAUGGUUCAUGAUUUGGGUGUGGGGUUAGGGGGUGUGGGGGUUAGGGGGUGUGGGGGUGAGGGGGUGAGAGGGUGAGGGGCAGCUGUGGGCGUGGAUCAGAGGGCGGGUAUAUAUAGCCUAUACCUUGUGGAUCACCCUGUGUGGAUGCAACUCUCUCCUCCGGUCCUUGGUUCUGUCUUUCGCCUCUCCUUACCUGGACCUAAACAUGGCUUACAGACUUUCAGGUAAAGAAAUAGGCUGUUGCAUUGUGAUUGAUGCUUGUCUUGUUCAUGUGAUUUUAUUCCAUUACUGAUACCUAGUGCUGGAAUAGUGGUGGUGGUUUGGGGAGAUUUUCUCAAGUCCGGUCAGAGACACUGACUGGUGGGUUGUGGGAAGUUCGUCUUGGGUCUUGGUUAGAAACAUGGGUUUGUUUAGUGGGUCAGAAUUGAAAAACGUUUGGGAACCUGGAGUACUUUUUCUGAUUAUUGAUACUUUUUUUGGUGGAAGGAAACAAAGGUCUUGUGACAUCACAGAGGGAGAAAAAAGGUCCAUAGAGGUUGAAAGAUUUUUUUUGGGAGAAAAGUGACAGUUUGACCUUUUUCAUGGCAAUGCUAUUUACAGCAGGAUUAAUGCACUUAAUGGAAAUGAAGUCCUUGGGACAGCAUCAUUUAGGCAGUCAGUAGUGAAUCAAAGAUGAUUCAUUCAAUGUUAAUUUGGUACAUUAUGAGUCAGACAGAGGUGUCACAUGGUAGAUACUAACAGUUGAUCUGCCUGACCUCCAUAACUCUCUCUCUGGGAGCCGUUUGGCUUUGAUCUGCCAUCAGUGAGCCAUCAAUGGUGGUGAGAGCCAGGCUCCCUGGCACCAUCCUGGUUCACCACUCACUGUGCUCUUACUCGGACCUUUCCACUGUAGAGUGCUUCCCACCCCAGGGACCAAAGUGGUAUACUCCAACCCCUCCUACAGAACGCUGGUGCAUACCAUUUCUGUUUCUGUGGGGGGAGCUGUGUGAUUGGCGGUAGCUGAAAGGCUUAGCGUUUAAUUACUCUGCCCUUUUAUUAGGCAUCUAGACCCACAAUGGUCACGGUGGCACAGUGGCACCCAUAGUGUCCUCAAAAGUCACUCCUCUGACUGUGGGCCUUGAUCAAAUCAAAUAAAACAUUUAUUUGUCACAUGCGCUGAAUACAAUAGGUGUAGACUUUAUUAUGAAAUGCUUACUUACGAGCCCUUUCCCAACAAUGCAAAGUGAAAAAGUAUGAAAAAUGUGCUAAAUAAGAAAGGAAAUAGUAACACAAUAAAAUUACAAUAACGAGACUAUAUACAAGGAGUACCUGUACGUACCGGUACGGAGUCAAGGUGCAGGGAUAAGAGGUAGUUGAGGUAGGGGUAAAAGUGACUAGGCAAUCAGGAUAGAUAAUAAACAUAGUAGCAGCAGCAUGUGAAGAGUGUGAAAGUGUGUCUAUGUGUGAGUGUGGCGUCAAUAUGUAUGUGUGUGUUUUGUGUGAGCAUAUGUAGUGUGUGUGUAUGUGUGUGUUGGAGUGUCAGUGUAGUAUGUGUGAGUGUGUGGGUAGAGUCCAGUGAGUGUGCAUAGAGCCAGUGCAAGAGAGUCAGUGCAAAAAAAAAAGGGGGUCAAUGCAAAUAGUCCGGGUAACCAUUUGAUUAACUGUUCAGCAGUCUUAUGGCUUGGGGGUAGAAGCUGUUCAGGAGCCUUUCGGUCCCAGACUUGGCGCUCCGGUACCGUUUGCUGUGCGGUAGCAAAGAGAACAGUCUAUAACUUGGUUGACUGGAGUCUUUGACCAUUUUUGGGGCCUUCCUCUGACCACCUGUUAUAGAGGUCCUGGAUGGCAGGGAGCUCGGCCCCAGUGAUGUCCCUGCCACAAGGGCACAGUGCUUACAAACCAGAAUGGAAUGCAUGGUUUACUCAAUUUGAGAUGGAUUCGGGCUUCUGAGACUGUGAUACUUUGCUACCCUACUCCCCCUAAUCUAGCCACUGAUCCAGUCCUGCCAGUUUGAUUCUGAUGGACUGAUCCUGAUUGGCUCGUACCACUGAGAUAAGAAUGGGGGUGACUCACCGGUGACUCAGUAUCGGGGCUUAAGCUAGGCUGCCUCCUUUAUCCCUCUGGCACAGCUGAAGACAGGCCUCUCUCUUUCCCCUGUUCCACCCACCCAUCCAUCCUCACUGGACACUACAGCUGGGAGAGAGCACAUACCACAGCGUCUGAAACUAAUCCUGUUCAGUUCACCACACACCACACACAUCCCCAGACACCUCGAAGAGCACCAAUUGGCUUUUGUAAAUAUUUGCAGUGUUCCCAUGGCUACCAGGAUAUAAUGUCAUUCCCUCAUUAGUAUUUCUCUCCAUCACUCUCAUUUUUAAACCGGAUUAAGAUACUUCUCAACUCUCAUCUGUUGUGUCUCAUAAAUCACAGAUAAUUUCGUUCUGGCUCCCAAACGGCUAACCCCAGCAUAGAGAUCCAGACUGAUUGACCUUUGGUAGUUUUGGCGUAAUUUAGAUGAUCCAGAUGACACAUACGGUCGCUGAAAGGCUGAAAGAGCAUGGUUCAUUCCAGGGAGGCCCUAGAACACAUACACACACACCAAUCUCUUCCAGGAAACAGCUAUGUCUCUGCCCAUUGUGAUGGGAAUGUUGAUGAGAGGAGCAGGGGGACGUUUUUGUUUACACUAAGAGCCAAUGAAACGACACUGCCAAAAAGGUCACAAAGGUGAGAGAGGAGGUGGUUGGAUGGGGUGUGUUGGAGUGAGUGAGACAAGCGCUCUAAAAAUAUGGCCUAAACUUUCCAGAAAAGCCUGAUAAAGUCACCCAGUCCCCGUGGGGCCGAGUCAGACACAGAGUGAUGACUACACGCUAAAGCUCUGUUCAGGACAGGCAGAAAUCUGUGGGCCAUUUUGAGGCAGUCAUUUUCCACUUCCCUCAGCUGUUUGGCAUGCCGGUGCUAAGCCCCUCACCUGGCUGGUUCUGAUUAGAGGACAGGACACUUACUGGGAUGCCAGCUUGAACAUGUCUCUCUUAGCUUGGAUGAUGGAUAGGUUUUUGUGUGUCUGGGUGCCCCAUAGACAGGACCAUGUUUUGUCAAUCAGUACACAUGACAGGCCGUGUGUGUGUGUGUGUGUAUGUGUUAAUGGCAGGUGAGGACUUUGGAAGGCCCAGGGUCAUUACGCAGGGAAGGGUUGCAGAGAGCUGAGGAUCAUAGUAUAAGAAUAUGAUGAAUAUUAAGUAUUACAUAAGUCAUAUAGGUAUUACAUGUCCCUGGAUACUCUCUCGUAGGCUCACAUGGACCUUAUUGAGAUCUAGGGCUCUAUUCAAUCUGUAUCGCAGAAGUCUGUAGUGGUUGACUCAAUCAAAAUGUAACCUACACUGCCUCCCUGUGGUGACUCUGGGACAUCACAUCCAACUAAACUAGAGCCUUGACAGUUUUACAUACUUCCAAUCAAUGAAUCUCUAAUUACAUUUAUUUACUUGUCAAUCAAUUAAUUUGACGAGUUAAUCAUGUAUACAUGACUUGAUCCCCAAUAGUAAAUGUGAUUGUUGUUUGUGUUGGUACAGGGCCGAGGAGCUACGCUACUUCCACAAUGACUGAACGCUUCGACUGUUACUAUUGCCGUGACAACCUGCAUGGGAAGAAGUAUGUUAAGAAGGAAGAGAAGCACGUGUGUACAAAGUGCUUCGACAAGCUCUGUGCCAAUACCUGCGCAGAAUGCCGUCGCCCCAUUGGGGCUGAUGCCAAGGUGGGUAUUGUGUUUGUGUGUGUAGGACUGUCCUUGUGAGUGUGCGUGUUUGUGUGUGCCCUUAAAUGUGUGUAUGUGUGUGUGUUCAGUAGGCUGACUGGCUUCAGUUCAUAUGUGCAGAUUAAGGCCAGUGUUUCUUAUCUGUUCUUCCUCAAUAAGCAGCAACAGUCAGCAUUCAGUCACGGACACAGAUUUUUUAAAAACGUUUUGUGAUUUGUGUAUUGUUGUGAAUUGUUAGAUACUACUGCACUGUUGGAGCUAGGAACACAAGCAUUUCGCUACACCCGCAAUAACAUCUGCUACAUUUGUGUAUGUGACCAAUCAAAUGUGUUUUGAUUUGAUACUUGUCUUAAAGACACUAUAAUUACUAACUAACCCUGUAGGAUCGUUUCACCAUUGCUGUCUACCUCAGACUGCCCGUAUUGGCUGGCAGUCCUUCAUGCUACGCUGCACUCAAAUUCACUUCAUCUCCAAUGCUAAUAAUGCUUUCCAGAUGGACAUAGUCUGUUUUAUGGCAAACCCUUCUGAAUACCGUAGCCUACAAUUGAUUAAGAAAUGAGCCUCAGUUUAAUGAGGUGUGUAUGAAGCUCAUGUGAAUGAAUGUAUCUCACUCCUCACCCUCUCCCCUCCUCCAUGUCCAGGAGCUGAACCAUAAGAACCGCCACUGGCAUGAGGACUGUUUCCGCUGUGCCAAGUGCUACAAGCCCCUGGCCAACGAGCCCUUCAGCGCCAGGGACGACGGCAAGAUCAUGUGUGGCAAGUGUGGCUCCUGCGAGGAUGGCAACCGGUGCCAGGCCUGCUACAAGGUGGUCAUGCCAGGUGUGCUUAACCAUAACCACAAUGCACUUCUUCAUCUGUCCUUAACGUGACCUAGCACUAUGCACGUGGCUGCUGUUUACAUUUUCAAUUCCCACACUGUAUGAAACAGGUGUUUUUAUUGUAAUCUAUUGUAUCUUUGAUUGCCAGGCACCCAGAACGUGGAGUAUAAGAAGAAGGUGUGGCAUGAGGAGUGCUUCACCUGCUUCGAGUGCAAGCAGCCAAUCCGCUCGCAGAGCUUCCUGAACAAGGGCGAUGACAUCUACUGCGGCCCGUGCCAUGAGAAGAAGUUUGCCAAGAAAUGCUUCCACUGCAAGCAGGUGAAAAACAAAAUCUGCCCCUUCACACACCCACAUACAGAAAAACAUAUUUCAUUAUAUUGUGAAUUUUGCCCUUAUAUUGUGACCCUCCCCGUUUACUGUAAAACAAAUUGAACAUCCUCCCCCUCAUAGAAUUAACUCUAAAGUAUGUUUACGACCACACAUAACGAGAACUGUAGUGACCCUGUGUUUAUAAACGUGGAUAUCAACUUUGCCACUUCAACAUGGUUUUGUGGCACAGUCAAUGCCACGUAGGGCUAGGGGCCAGAAGGUUGAUGGUUCACCGACCACCACAGACGAGCUCACACUCCCUGCCUGUUUCAUUACACUACGAUCAAAGCCGGCUGCAGACUAGGGGGAAAUCGGAUUUUCAACAUUUUGAUGCCAUAUUUAUAAUUAUAUAAAAUAUAUGCAACGAAUAUUCCAACAACAGGUUUCUGUGCCAAUGCAACACACAACCAAUAAACAAAGCAAAAAAUAAAAAAUAAUAUAAGAAAAAAAAACAAAAAAAAACAAAGCAUACCGACUUCGGGCACUUCAAUAUCAUGGUUUGCGUUUUCAACACCACAAUAAAUAGACUAUGUCAAUCUCAACAAACAGUGGCCGCUGCACAGUUUGAAUUGACUGAUUGAUUGAUCUUAUUUGUCCGUUUAAAAAAUACAUACAUAUACACAAAUAUUUUAAAAGUGACCGGGAUUGCACAAUAAAGUCAGGGACUUAUUUCCAUUGUGGUCCCUAUUUUUUAAAACAUAAAUACAUAAACAAUUACAUAGAUACAGACACAUUACAUAGAUACAGACACAUUACACAGAUACAGACACAUUACAGAGAUAGACACAUUACAUAGAUACAGACACAUUACAGAGAUACAGACACAUUACAUAGAUACAGACACUAUUAUUAUUAUUAUUAUUACAUUACAGAGAUAGACACAUUACAUAGAUACAGACACAUUACAUAGAUACAGACACAUUACAGAGAUACAGACACAUUACAGAGAUACAGACACAUUACAGAGAUACAGACACAUUACAGAGAUACAGACACAUUACAUAGACACAGACACAUUACAGAGAUACAGACAGAUUACAGAGAUACAGACACAUUACAUAGAUACAGACACAUUACAGAGAUAGACACAGACACAUUACAGAGAUACAGACACAUUACAGAGAUACAGACACAGAUACAGACAUAUUACAUAGAUAGACAUUACAUAGAUACAGACACAUUACAUAGAUACAGACACAUUACAUAGAUACAGACACAUUAUUAUUAUUAUUAUUAUUAUUAUUAUUAUUACUACAUUACAGAGAUACAGACACAUUACAGAGAUAGAGACGAAAGAAUGCUCAACCUUCAGAUGAGUAUGAGGGGGAAGUUUAAGUACAAUUCUUACAAGCUUGUUUGGCUGCUAGCUUAUUCUUUCUUUAUCCUUAGUCUCUUAUCUUUAGAUGUUUGGAGCUGCUGGUGAACAAUGCUGUGCAGGCAUAAGUGCCACUGGACUAGCGCCCUUGCCAGAGUCUUUAGGGUGUCUAUAGCUAGGUUUCCAUCCAAUUGGAGACCGAUUUUCAUGUGAAUAUUCUAAAAUCUUCAUAAAAACAAUAUGCCAUUUCAGAGUUUCCUGUAGGAAAAUUUGGCACCGGACAACAUGACAGGGAAGAUUUUAAUUUACCGGACAGUUUAGAAAUUUUAUGGACAUCCAUAUGCAUUCAGAUCCGACCUGGCGCAGCCAGCGCCAUCAAUAAACAAGGGAUGUUGGCCAAAUGAGCCACAUUUACGUGUCCUUAAAAACAGCCUAUAACAAAUUACAAAAACACAAUUUUUUUGUGUUUCGAUGUGUAGCAUAUGCUAAACUUUACAGCCUAUUUUUUUUUUGGGGGGGGGGGGGGGUUAGGUUACUUUCCUAAAACAAGAAUUGUCCACCUCACGGUUCAGCUGUCAGAAGUUUCAGCACUAAAUGCAUCAGGGCAUUGCAUGCAAAGGCCUAUCUAUGGCUUAGGUGUCUGCUGUAUGAUAUUAAUAUCAUAUACCCCAGAGAGAUAGAGAUAUGCCGGCAGCAUGCUACGACACCAACAUGCAUUUCUUUAUGUCAGAUGGGUACUGCAUCUGCUAUACAGAUAUAGAUGUACACAAGUAAUUUGUAAAUUUUCAAUCCAAAUAUUUUGUAUAAAGAUAAGCAUUAUAUUGUUAGAUUAUAGGAGUAACUCUGGUAGGCCUGAAACAGUCUUCCUCACCUCAAGUUCAACUGUUGGAGUCAGUCUUCAUAUCAUACAUAGGCCUGCAGUAGUUAAAGCUUAAUAAUAACCACACCGUACCAAACCUUUACAAACGUUUCUAAACUUUAUUAGGAUAAUAUCAAAAGUAAGUCAAGCCAUUGUUUAUAGGGAAAAUAUGAGCAGAAGAGGGAAUGUAAACCAGGGAAACCACACAACCCUCCCCAAAGCCAAAAACCCUCCCCUAUUUUGGACCACACCUCCCCCCAGUACAUUUUUAUCUGUCCCUUAUGACAGUGUAAUUACAGUAGACCUAAUUAUAGUAUUCUUAAGGUACAAGUUAAAGGAAAUGCUUUCUGUUUCUCUCCCCUCAGCCCAUCACUUCAGGUGGUAUAAGCUACCAGGACCAGCCAUGGCACUCUGAGUGCUUUGUGUGUCGUACCUGCCGUAAGAGCCUGGCCGGAACCCGCUUCACCUCCCAUGAGGAGCACGUCUACUGUGUGGACUGCUACAAGACCUCCGUUGCCAAGCAGUGCAACGGCUGUAAGAACCCCAUCACAGGUCAGACACCCACACACAUUUUACAUGACCAUGUAUGCCUGAUAUUUAUUGUAUGGACAGACGCUCUGUUUUUAUAUAUAAUAUAAUAUAAUAUGCCAUUUAGCAGACGCUUUUAUCCAAAGCGACUUACAGUCAUGUGUGCAUACAUUUUUAGUUUACAUAUGGUAAAAGAGAUGAUAAAGGAUUUAAUUAUGUGCAGGAUGUGGCAUUGUUGAGAUUAUAUUUUGGCUGUAAACGGCACUGGUCAUCAAAUAUCUGGCCCAAUACUAUGCUGACUGCUGCAAAUACCAUCUCCCAUAAUACAGGGUUUGGCCAUGGGACCAACGUGGUGAACUAUGAGGGCCACUCCUGGCAUGAAUACUGCUUCAACUGCAAGAAAUGCUCCCUCUCCCUGGCCAACAAGCGCUUUGUCAUCAACGGAGAGAACAUCUACUGCCCUGAUUGUGCUAAGAAGCUGUGAGCACAGCCAGCCAGAGGGCCAAACAAGUUAUGUCUGUCAGUCAUGUUUUGAUAGGGCCAGAACAUCAACUAGUGCCAACUAACUCAAGUUGAGCGGUCAAGCCAAGGGUUAAAACUACAGAGAAAGGUCAAUUACCUGAAUUAAUUUGAACAGCAGCUGAAUAUGAAUCUUGUUCCAGUGUUUUGUCAUUGAUGAAUACUAACACACGCCAACUGGUUUGCUUUUGUGGGCCUGCGAUAUGCAAUACUAAAAAGCUUGAACACUGCAUAGCCAUAUUAGGGAAUGCUAUUUUCAGUGCCUUACUGGACCAGUGCUUUGAGAAUACUAAUAUGGCAAUUACAUGUUUCCUGUUGCUUCUUGAAUUAUAUUCUAGCUUUCCUAAAUAAUCAGUCAUGGCAUCUCUGAAGUGAUGUUUGCAGAGGGGUUAUGUAUGAGGGUUGAGACAUAUAACGAACGCUUCAUGUAAUAAUCAGUAUGGACAAAGUAGGUAUUUUUUGUAGGUAUCAAGUGGUGUUAUGAGAUAGUAAUCUAAUCAUGUAGUCAUACUGUAUCUUUUUGAAGUGGAGUGAACGUUUGGGAUGUGAAUGCACAUUA
This is a messenger RNA of Coregonus sp. 'balchen', 15198 nucleotides long. Lineage: Eukaryota; Metazoa; Chordata; Actinopteri; Salmoniformes; Salmonidae. The record is from the annotation of a GenBank genome assembly.